GCUCUCACCUCACCGUCGCUCUCUCGCCAUCUCUCUCGCCGUCUCUCUCGCCAUCUCUCUCGCCGUCUCUCUCGCCAUCUCUCUCGCCGUGUCUCUCUCGCCAUCUCUCUCGCCGUAUCUCUCUCUCUCGCCAUCUCUCUCGCCGUGUCUCUCUCACCGUCUCUCUCGCCGUCUCUCUCGCCGUGUCUCUCUCGCCGUAUCGUCAUCUCUGUGGGAUAAUGUCUCAAUUUAAAAGCCCCGAAGAACUAUCAUUUAACCGGGCGUCAUGCCGUUGUGAUUCAAAACCAGAUCGCGUCUUCAAACCCAGGAAUGGCAGGUUGGUUCUGCAAUGCAAGGCGAAGAAAUGCCCUGAUGUUGAGUUGUCCAGGGAACUAUAUUUUCCGGAUAUAGCUUGUCCAUACUGUAGCAAACCAACACUUCUGUUUCGUAGUAACAGUGAAAGAAAUCCUGGCAAACUCUACUACAAGUGUAUCCCGUGCGACUACUUCCAAUGGUGGCACAGAUCCAUGCAGGCAAGUUCGUCUGCCUCAUCAUCCUCUUCUGCCUCAUCAUCCAUGCAGGCAAGCUCGUCUGCCUCAUCCUCUUCUGCGAGCUUGUCUGCCUCAGCCACAAUCACAAUAGUAGGAAAUGUGUUGUCCAAUGUGGGAGAGAUGCUGAAGAAUUUAAGCGUGGAUUAAACAAGAAAGAUCAGCUUGUUUUCCUACGGAAAAUGGAGUUUCAUCUUAGGAUCUUUGCUUGUGUUUCUAAUGUUUUAGAUACUUUGCUUUCCGAACUGAUUUUAAGUUUUAACAAUCUAAUAGCUUUACUCAACUCGAAC
Molecule: messenger RNA, 817 nt
Organism: Raphanus sativus (radish)
Lineage: Eukaryota; Viridiplantae; Streptophyta; Magnoliopsida; Brassicales; Brassicaceae
Exons: 2
Coding region: 219-677 (152 amino acids)
Source: RefSeq, a predicted model, not a curated record